GUGAUCUCGCAGGCUGCCUCCGCUCCUCUCCAGUCAGGCUCCUGCCUUUCUGCCGGCUGCAGCUAAUGAGCCUUUGUUUGGGUGAGAGCAACACGGUGACAGAAAGGGAGUUGAAGUGAGAAAGUCUAUCGUCUUGCAACAAUAAAGCAAAUGGCACAGGCAGAGCUGGAAAAUUACUAGUCUCCCUCAAACUCCUUUCUCAUGCCUGUGAGGUCACUGCAAGUCAGACAAAACGGGAAUUUCUUCAUCUUCUUCGAAUAACUCCAUUUGUGACUGGGUGGCUGCCCCCUCCGUGAGAAGAGGUGACAGGAGUCACACACUCCAUCAGCGGAUACAGGUGCAGAAUCCGGCAGGCCAUGAGCGGAAUACUGAAGAGAAAAUUCAAGGAGGUGGAAGCCUCCUCCUCCUCCUCCCCGUGCUUGUCUGCACGGGAGUCAGAUGAUGAGGUCUCCUGCAGCGAGAGUGGGGAUAGCAGCGACAGUGUCAGCCUCUCUACCACAGGUCAUUUCACUUCUGAUUCAAUACUGAAGCGGGAAAAGCGUCUACGUACCAGAAGGGUGCAUUUCGAGAAUGUGACGGUGUACUACUUCACCCGGCGGCAGGGCUUCACCAGCGUGCCCAGUCAGGGGGGCAGCACGCUGGGCAUGUCUAGCAGGCACACCUGGGUCAGACAGUACUCUUUGGGAGAAUUUGCACUGGAGCAAGAGAGGAUCCAUAAAGAUAUGCUCAGAGAUCACCUGAAAGAGGAGAAACUCAACUCCAUCAAACUGGAGCUGACUAAGAAUGGCACAGUGGAGUCUGAGGAGGCCAGCACUCUGACAGCAGAGGACAUUUCUGACGAUGACAUCGAUCUGGACAACACUGAUGUGGACGAGUACUUCUUCCUGCAGCCUCUCACUACAAAAAAGCGACGAGCACUUUUGCGCUCCUCUGGAGUGAAGAAGAUCGACGUUGAGGAGAAGCAUGAACUUCGGGCCAUUCGCGUUUCAAGGGAGGACUGCGGCUGUGAAUGCAGAGUUUUCUGUGACCCAGAGACCUGUGCAUGCAGCAUUGCAGGAAUCAAGUGUCAGGUGGACCGGAUGUCGUUUCCGUGUGGCUGUACAAAAGAGGGUUGCAGCAAUACAGCCGGAAGAGUAGAGUUUAAUCCCAUCCGGGUUCGUACUCACUUCCUGCACACCAUCAUGAAGCUGGAGCUGGAGAAGAAUCGCGAACAGCAGCAAACGUCUUUAACCAACGGUUACGGCGGGGAAAUUGGUGAGCUGGGAAGUGGAAACCCCUUUGUUCAGGCACAGCCCAGACUACAGUACUCUUUGCCAGACGCCGUCCCACAGACGACUAGCAUGCAUUUGGAGACUGCAGACGAGAUGGAGGAACCAUGUGAUGAAGACGAAGAGGAAAAUGAUGAUGAUGAGGAGGAGGAGGACAAUGAAGAAGACGAGGAGGAUGGGAGCAGUGUCUGCAGUAGGUUGUCUGACUCAAGCACCCAAAGUUUGGCCAACAGUGACUCAGAGGAGGAGGAGGAGGAAGACGAGGAGAAAACUGGGCAGUUAGAGGGUGACAUAUCAAACCCAUCGGUUUCUCAUUCCGAGGGGACUCUCUUGUCUUCUGUGGUGUGCUACAGUGACGACAACCGCAUAAAUGGAAAUACGUACCUAAUGAACUCUCCCCCCAAUGAGUAUUAUCAGCUGAGAAACUCCAGUGCCGGCUCUAACGGACAAACCAGUCAACCUGCUGAACCGUACGGGGGAGCUUUGUCAUUCCAAGCAUCAGUCAGCAACAGCACCAUGGUUCAGACACCGUUCAGCCUGACCGCUGAGCAGUAUGCAGACUACUCCCAUCAGAGGGAGGGGCAAUAUGCAGCCUGCCACCACUUCCCCUCAGCCAACCCUGUGACAUGCUUCACCCCUGACCAGAGAAAGAAACUGUUAUCCACAGCUGGGUUUGUGGAGCCCAAUCACAACGAGUUUCAGAAUUACCUAAAUAAUAAUAAUAAUAAUACGGGUUCCUACAGCAGCUCAUGUAUAACAGGUGAACAGCCUCUGCAGAACUCGGGUGUUAAUGGACAUUCUGACCUCACCUUGAUAGCAAACAAUCCUAAAAACAUCCCUUUAUCAGACCAUUGCUCUGAGGUCACAGCCAUUUAAACAGGGCCCAUCCUUUGAAAAAGUUCCUUUUAAAGUCUGCUUAAGCUUAUAUGAUGAAUGUCUUAUUUUUAAAGUAUCCAACCUUAAGUUUCAAAACGGUAAACAGCAUUGUGACACAUUCCGACUAUGAAGCCAUAGCUUGUAGGACAAAACUUCACAACAUUUGUGCUUAAUUGCUUAAAGAACAGAUUCUCUCAAAUAAUAAAACUUCGCAGUUCAUGCCAUGCUUUGCAAUGUAUUCUGUAAAUCCAUGUGUAAAGUUCUAGUUUAAAGCAGACACUGGACAUUAGGUAAAGGUUUUCUGUCUGCUUUGUGUCAAAUGUGCAAAACAAGUUUCCUGUCAUUUCUUUAUUGAUGACUUCUAAAUGUAACUAUUUAUUGUAAAUGAUUUGAUAAAAGUACGCAUGCUGUUACGGAAGUCUGUCACAUUUGAGAAAUUGCUCAAAUUAUGUCCAUAUACUGUGUGUGUGUGUAUAUAUGGACAUACUCAUUGCUGGAUGUCUAAAAAGCUUGAAUACUCUGGACUUCCUGUUGUAAAGACCCUACAUUUUUUUUAAGCCUGCUGCACUUAUGCACAAUGUUAGCCAUUAGGAUGCAGCGGUUUAAAAUCAUUGAUUCUUUAUUGACCCAGAUGCUCUUUAAGAAUCCCAUAAACUGUCACAUGACUAAGAUGUUCAUUUAUGGAAAAUCAAAAAGUAAGUAUUAAGCCUUUUAUCUGACUGAUACGACUAAUUUAACUUGAAAUGUUAGCUGUUUUUAGAGAAAAAAUGCAAAAAUGAACAAAUGUCAAGAGUUGACAACAUUUAAUUGUUAAAACACUGACAUUUCUUGGCCAACUAAUACCGGUACAACCAAAGAUUAUUUUCAAUUUUGUGAGAAAAAUAAUUGAAUUUUUCAAACAUUUAAUGACAAAAGAAAACUUGUAAUGAGUUUGAUUUAGCAGAAUGGGAUCUUUAUGCAGGUUGGAAAAAUUGUGGUUUGCUCCUGUAGGAAUGAAGCGGGUGGUUUUUGUGUUUAUUUAAUUGUCAGGGACCUCCCACAGAAAGUAUAUACUAUCUAUGGGACCUCCAGAGUAAUUAUUCAUGAUACAGAUGAAGAGUACUUACAAGCAAUCAACCAGAUUCUUAAAGCCUUGUGUGUUUUUAUUGUGCCAAACUAAUGUGAGAUGGUAAAAACAAUGAUUCAUUCUUAUAAGAAUCUUUUUUUUUUUAAAUUCAUCUCUUUUGUAUGAUAUAUACAAUUGUGUAUUUAUUGGGGUUUACUAAAGUCUGUAUUGAGUAAAAUUGCUUUGUUAUCUUUAAAAGUGAAUUUAGUUUAACAUACAUUAGUGAGUUGUGAAGCUUCAUGUGCCCGAUUUAUUUAUUAAAUUCCAGUUUGGUAAAAUGCAUACGUUAUGCACAAAAUGGUACUUUUUUUUACUUCAGUGUUUACUUUCCAACUGUAAAUAGAAAGUACAUCAUCCAGUCGCUUUAUUUGAGCUUUUUUUUUCUAAUAAAUUUUAUUAAAAAUAA
Molecule: messenger RNA, 3655 nt
Organism: Oryzias latipes (Japanese medaka)
Lineage: Eukaryota; Metazoa; Chordata; Actinopteri; Beloniformes; Adrianichthyidae
Gene: csrnp3
Product: cysteine-serine-rich nuclear protein 3
Biological process (GO): regulation of transcription by RNA polymerase II
Cellular component (GO): nucleus
Molecular function (GO): sequence-specific DNA binding; DNA-binding transcription factor activity, RNA polymerase II-specific
Source: RefSeq, a predicted model, not a curated record